AAUUGCUAAGGAAACGCCGCCAUAUUGAAUGUAAACUUCGAACGAAUCUAUCGGUAGUUUGUGUGAUUUUAAAGUCUUCGAAUGAAUUCAUAAAUUAAAGAAGGGUAGUGAAAUAUGGCGUCAAGAAUGAGCAGAAGUUCCCAUGGUGGGAAACCUUUUUCUGCCAACAGAACUCGCACAGAAACUGCGGGUAAAACUACAGCCGAUGGCCAGAAGUACCCAGAAAUCAAACAGAGAGGUUUCUACUCGGAUAUUAUUGGGGUAGAAGCAAAUGUCACAGAUGCAUUAGAGGGGCCUUUGGCAGAUCAAGACACGCUAUGGAAUAUUGCCAAAGAAAAACACACACCAAAAGUUACUACUUUUGAAGAGAAAACACCCAUAUUAGAUACCUUAAAAGGUCAUGUGUAUGGCCCCAGCACAGAAAUCACAGCUAUAUCAGAUUUCCCCAUUGAAGCAUCAGAACCCAAAGUGCAGCUCCCAUUCUACACAAGGCCAGGGGAUUGUCCCAGGAAAAUUGAAACUGAGAGGAGGAGACGAUUGUAUGAAACACUAGACCAGAAGUCCCUACUGAAGUCUGAGGGAAUCAAAACAGACCAGCUAAUGCCCAAAGAGAGCCAGUUUCCUGUCAAGUUAAAUGUAGAUCCUAAUGACCCCGCCCCCUUUCCUCCAUACCUACCUCUCCAUUUGUUUGAUAAUGAAGAACAUGACAUCCGCACAUCCACAGAGUGGAUCCAGAUGGGGCAGGUUAAUGGACACAGGAAGCCAGUUCCAGGGUUAGCCUUAUUGCCCACUAAGGACUCAGACAAAGAGUUGGACCCAACAGAUCCUAAGAUUGUGUAUGACUGGUUCGAGGUGGGAGUGCUGGACUACAGUGCUAAUGACAAGUGCUACCUCGUCCAAAAGGUCAACAAUCACGGCCGCGUGGUGGACGGGUCAGGAAAUCCAGUCAUCAAUGGAGGCGUGCAGGCUGAUGGUUCACGGAUAGAGCUUCCAGGCCAGUACUGGAUUCCCAGAGUGAGACUGAUGUUUAAGGGAGAGGAUCCAAGAGUAUUUACCAAGAGAGUGGUAGAUGCGUUCAAGUUAAGGAAGGAAACAGAGGCCUUGAUUCGGUACAAUCUGUACGUGGACUGCAUGCCAAUGGAGGGUGUGGGAGAGCUGGAUCAAGCUUCACUAAAGAGGAUGAUUGAGGCCUCCAGAGAUGUCAGGGGACUCAAGAGAGAUAAGCGACUGGAUGAUUAUGUGCAGGUGUUGGAGAAGGAGAUUAACAUUGACUUCUGCCGAUCGAUGAACAGGAUCAUUUUUGACAAGACCGUAGAGUGUGAUCCUUUCACUUUUGGUUUUGUUACACAACCUGAGGAUAAAGAAAUUGAGGUCCCUGAAAAAGGGUGUAAUGUGGACAUUACUGAGUACCCUUUUGACAGCCAGUAUGACGACUUCACAUUUAACUCGCUGUUGACCCGGGAGGAGAGUAUUUCGGCCAUUGGGAUGGUGAGAACUGAGUGCAACAAGGUGGUUAUCAUGUCUCUGUUCCACAUCCCAACCACCAAACCCAUGAGGCUCGAGGAGUUCGAACAGACUCAGUCGCAGGCCACCUCACAGGUUUCCUUGUUCCUGAAGGACAGUUGGAUUAGCACCCUGAGGAAUGCCAUCAGAACCUCACUCCGAGAUGUCGGAAAGGGCUGGUUCAACAUCCAUGAAAAGAACUUCCAGGUGUAUGAAAUUUCCAAACUGAAGAAGCUCAUGGAAAUGGUGAAAUUCAUCAUGCAGGAUUCCAUGCGAUACCUGAUCCAGGAUUCACUGGUCCACUUCACUCAGAUGGUGUUAGAUGCGAGCCAUUCUACUCUGAAGCUGCCAGAGGACUUCACUUGGGGGAAAGACCUUAUCAACAGCACCUAUAAGCCCAAGAGAAAUGCCCUGUUUCUGGUUGACCUAAUGCUGGACAACCAGGGUGCCCACUACAGUACCAACGUGAACAGCUUUGAGACCAUGCUGGUGGGACUGUUCGACAAGGCCAUCGGCUCCACACAGAACGUACCACAGCUGGAGAAGUACAUAUUGGAGGAUAUCUUCUGGUCUGGCACACCCCUUCUAGAGUCGGUGGGAGCCCAUGAGCCUCCAGUGGAGAAACUCCGCAAACAGAUCAUCGACGCCAUUAACCAGGCGUUGAUCCCGAUGAAAGCCUACGCACGGGAGUAUGAGACACAUUUGGAACUGAUGAACCUAGACAUCAACAAAUACAUUGCUGACUACGAGAAGAAGGAAGGAACAACAGCUGUGGAGGUUAAACAGGAAGUGGAGAUGCACCUCAAGGAAAAGGACAUCAUUGAGGCAACCAUCCCAAGUAACAUUGUCAUCGGGCCAUUCUGGGUCAACACUGAGUCUGUCAAACAGACCCUGUCCAAAAAGAGGAAGAAUCUCAGUAACGCCAUGUUGGAACUACUGGCCAGGAAACUCCGAACACAGGCUGAUGAUGCUUGUGAAGAAUUUAAGGAGAUAAACCGUAAGCUGUACAACAAACCAAACUGUGUGGAGGAAUUGUCCGACAUGAGAGAAUGGAUGAAGGGAAUCCCCGAAAGGCUACAGGAACACCAGGAAAAAAUUGACAAAGCUAUGGAUGACUAUGAACUGAUUGAAGAGUUCUACUACAAUUUGUCUACAGAUGACUUUAAUGCCAAAUGGACAGCUAUUGGCUGGCCCCACAAGAUUGAGCGUCAGAUGGAACAAACUUAUGAUCAACUUGACCAGGAUGAGGAGAGAUUCCGUAAAUUACAGUCUUCUGACCAGGCUAACUUCAAUGACCGACUGGACACUCUACAGAUGGUGGUGGCAGGUAUGGCUGCCUACACAGAUAUCAGCAAGGCCCAUGAAAUUGCUAACGAGGUCAGGAGGGUAAAUAAGCAGUUAAAGGAGGCUCAGGGUCUGGCCAGCACUUACAACAACCGAGAGAGACUGUUUGGUAUGCCGGUCACCAAUUAUGAAAAACUGUCCAGACUUGUGAAGGAAUUUGAGCCAUUCCGAAACUUGUGGAUCACAGUUUCGGAUUGGUUACGAUGGCAUGAGAGCUGGAUGAAUGAUCCGCUGAACGCAAUCAAUGCAGAAGAGGUGGAGAAAAAUGUCAGUGAAGCCUUCAAAACGAUGCACAAAUCCGUCCGAUUCUUCCAGGAAAUGCCAAAUGUCCAGCUGGUUGCCACAGAGAUUAAGGGUCUGAUUGAGGAUUUCAAACCAUACAUCCCACUUAUACAGGGUCUGAGGAACCCUGGAAUGAGGAGCAGGCAUUGGGAUCAGCUGUCCAAUGACAUUGGUUUCCCUGUGAGGCCGAAGGCUAACUUGACCUUCAGUAAGUGUCUGGAGAUGAAGCUAAACGACCACAUGUCUACCAUCACCAAAGUAGCAGAAGUGGCUGGCAAAGAAUACUCCAUAGAACAAGCCCUGGACAAGAUGGAAAAAGAAUGGGAGAACAUUAAACUGGAGAUCAAGCCGUACAAAGACACCGGGACAUACAUGAUCAGAACGUCUGAGGACACCUCGCAGCUGCUGGACGAUCACAUCGUGAUGACCCAGUCCAUGUCCUUCUCACCGUACAAGAAGCCAUUCGAGGACCGCAUCAGCAGCUGGGAGAACAAGUUGAAGACAACACAAGACGUGCUGGAUGAAUGGAUCAUAUGUCAAAGGUCAUGGCUGUACCUGGAGCCGAUCUUCUCAUCGGAAGACAUCAACAGACAACUGCCAGUGGAGAGCAAGAGAUACCAGACCAUGGAGAGGAUCUGGAGGAAAAUGAUGAAGACUGCCAAGGAUAAUCCUCAGGUGAUUUCCCUGUGCCCUGACAACAGACUGCUGGAUAACCUGCGUGAGUGUAACAAGCUCCUGGAACAGGUACAGAAAGGGCUGUCUGAGUACCUGGAGACCAAGAGAAAUGCUUUCCCACGGUUUUACUUCCUGUCAGACGAUGAACUGCUCCAGAUUCUCUCUCAGACCAAGGAUCCCACUGCCGUACAACCACAUCUCAGGAAGUGCUUCGAAAAUGUUGCUAUGUUGAAGUUUGAGGAAGAUCUUAAAAUCACCAGGAUGUACUCCGCGGAGGGAGAGGACGUGGCCUUUAUGGAGACCCUGUACCCUACAGGGAAUGUGGAGGACUGGAUGUUGGAAAUCGAGAGGUGCAUGAAAGAGAGUUUGAGGAUUAUCAUCAGGGACUCCCUGAAAGACUAUAAAGAGGUUAAAAGAACUGAGUGGGUACUGAAAUGGCCUGGUCAGGUCGUAAUUGCCGGGUGCCAGACAUAUUGGACCUCAGAGGUGACAGAAGCCCUGGAAAACAACCGUUUAAAGGAAGGCUACGAGGUACUUCUGAGUCAGCUGGAUGAUUUACGUAAUCUCGUCAGACUGGACUUAAAGAAGAUAGAGAGAAUGACCCUGUCUGCCCUCAUUGUCAUUGAGGUGCAUGCCCGUGAUGUGGUGGCCAAGAUGGUAGAGGAGAAUGUUUCUAAUGCUAACGACUUUGAAUGGAUCAGUCAGCUGAGAUACUAUUGGAAGGAGGAGAACCUGUUUAUCCGAGCAGUAAAUGCUGAGUUUAGUUACGGAUAUGAGUACCUCGGGAACACACUACGUCUCGUCAUCACCCCACUGACUGACAGAUGCUACCUAACCUUGACUGGUGCACUUCACUUGAAGUUUGGAGGUGCCCCUGCUGGGCCAGCAGGCACAGGGAAAACAGAGACCACAAAGGAUUUGGCCAAAGCAAUGGCUAUUCAGUGUGUGGUGUUUAACUGCUCAGAUCAGCUGGACUUCAUGGCCAUGGGAAAAUUCUUCAAAGGUUUAGCCAGUGCGGGAGCCUGGGCUUGCUUUGACGAGUUUAACCGCAUCGACAUUGAGGUGUUGUCUGUGGUUGCCCAACAGAUCACAACCAUCCAGAAGGCUCAACAACAGAGGGUGGAUAGGUUUGUGUUUGAGGGUGUAGAGCUUGUUCUCAAACCUUCGUGUGCUGUCUUCAUCACCAUGAACCCAGGUUAUGCUGGCAGGACUGAGCUUCCAGACAAUCUCAAGGCCCUGUUCCGACCUGUAGCUAUGAUGGUACCGGACUAUGCUCUUAUUGCUGAGAUCAGUUUGUUCUCAUUCGGUUUCUCCGAUGCUCGUGUGCUGGCCAAGAAAAUUGUCACCACCUUCAAGUUGUCAUCAGAACAGCUCAGCUCUCAGGAUCAUUAUGACUUUGGUAUGAGAGCUGUGAAGUCUGUCAUCUCAGCUGCCGGUAACCUCAAGAGGCAGUACCCAGACAUGAACGAGGAACUGAUUGUACUGAGAGCCAUCAGAGAUGUCAAUGUUCCCAAGUUCUUAGUGGAGGAUCUCAAGUUAUUCAGUGGCAUUGUAUCAGAUUUGUUCCCCAACAUCAAUGUCGACAGUGAGGAGGAGGAGGCUAUCGACUAUGGAGCUUUGGACACUUCACUUCGGAAAAUGUGUGUCAAAGGAGGUCUGAAAGACGUGGAAGGUUUUAUCAACAAGUGUAUCCAGUUGUUUGAGACGACUGUUGUCAGACACGGUCUUAUGUUGGUCGGCCCAACUGGAUCUGGCAAAACCAAGUGCUAUGAUGUUCUGAAGAAUGCUCAGACCUCACUGAAAGGGGAGAUGUCACCAGCGGGGACAGAAUUUGAAACGACCUUGACCUAUGUCCUGAAUCCUAAAUCCAUCACCAUGGGUCAGCUCUACGGAGAGUUCGAUCUGCUCACUCAUGAAUGGACUGACGGCAUCCUGUCUACACUGAUCCGUAUUGGAUCCGGAGCCACAGAUCCAAAGAAGCGUUGGUAUGUAUUUGACGGCCCCGUGGAUGCGGUCUGGAUUGAGAACAUGAACACUGUGUUGGACGACAACAAGAAGCUGUGUCUGAGUAGUGGAGAAAUCAUCAAACUGACUGAGCACAUGACAAUGAUGUUUGAGGUCCAGGAUUUAGCAGUAGCCUCCCCUGCCACUGUCAGUCGUUGUGGUAUGGUAUAUCUUGAGCCUAGCUACAUCGGCCUGCCACCAUUUGUUGAGUGCUGGAUCAGAAAGCUCCCAGAUGCCAUUUACCCUCACAAAGAGAAGCUGGAGGGUCUAUUUGAGAAAUUCAUGGAGCCUGCCAUCAAAUUUGUUCGUAAGGAAGUGAAGGAGAUUGUCCCGACAGUGGAUUGUAACCUCGUUUUCAGUCUCCUCAAACUCCUGGACUGUUUCUUCAAACCGUUUGUACCUCAGGAGCCUGAAAAAAGAAAAUGGGGAGACAAGCCUAUCCCCCAGACCCGCUUGGAUCGAAUUGUGGAGUUGAUCGAGCCCUGGUUCUUUUUCUCCCUGACCUGGUCCAUUGGUUGUACCGGAGACAACGACAGCUGGAUCAAGUUCUCCACCUGGAUCCGUGAACAGAUGAAGAAAGAAGGGUGUGAGUUGCUGUUCCCUGAUGAAGGUAUUGUGUAUGACUAUCGUCUGGACGAUGCGGGAAUUAGCAACAGUGAGAACGACGAGAAUCUGGAGGAGGAAACCGAGGUCAAAAAGGUCGUAUGGAGAAACUGGUUGUAUGGGAUGCCAGACUUUGCUAUUCCAUCAGACACCAAGUUCUCAGACAUCAUAGUGCCCACCAUUGAUACCAUUCGCAGCUCUCAUCUUCUGGAGAUGCUCCUCAAAAACAAGAAAACGGUGAUGUGUGUCGGACCAACUGGCACAGGUAAAACUCUGACCAUUGCGGACAAACUGACCACUAAGAUGCCGAAAGAAUUUCUCCCAGAGUUCAUCGUCUUCUCUGCCAAAACCAGUGCCAACCAAACGCAGGACCUUAUUGAUGGCAAACUGGACAAAAGGCGAAAAGGAGUGUUUGGUCCACCGUUGGGUAAAUACUUCAUCUUCUUCAUUGACGACCUGAACAUGCCGGCCCUCGAGGUGUUCGGAGCCCAGCCUCCCAUAGAACUCAUCCGACAGUGGAUGGACUUCAAUGGCUGGUACGACAGAAAGGCCAUAGGCGACUUCCGUAACUUGGUGGAUGUCAAUUUCUGCUGUGCUAUGGGGCCCCCUGGGGGUGGCAGAAACCCCAUCACUGCUCGUCUACAGAGACACUUCAACCUGCUGGCUUUCACAGAAAUGGAGGACCCUAGCAAGAAAAAGAUCUUUGGCACCAUCCUUAAGUCCUGGAUGCCUCCCACCUGUACAAAGUACACAGAUAAGAUGGUGGAGACCUGUAUCCGUGUGUACAACAUUAUCAUCACCCAGCUCCUCCCAACACCCGCCAAAUCCCACUACACGUUUAACCUGCGAGAUCUCUCCAAGGUCUUCCAGGGCAUGUUGAUGAUGGACCAGGCCAAAGUAGAGGGAAUUAACGACGUGAUGAAGCUGUGGUACCACGAGAGUUGUCGCGUGUUCCAGGAUCGUCUGGUCAAUGACGAAGAUCGCAAGUGGUUCGAUGACCUCAUCAAAGCAAACAUGAAAUCCGAGUUCAACAUUGAAUUUGAUGAUGUGGUGCAACAGCAACCACUGAUAUUUGGAGAUUUUAUGUCCCAGGGAGGAGAUCAGAAACCAUAUGUAGAAAUUGCUGAUCAUGAGAAGAUGGUGAAAUUGCUGGACGAGUACUUAGAAGACUACAACCAGAUAAACACGGCCCAGAUGAGACUGGUGUUGUUUAUGGAUGCUGUGAAGCAUGUGUCCCGCAUCAGUCGUAUCAUUCGUCAGCCCCUGGGUAACGCCCUUCUCCUGGGGAUGGGAGGCAGUGGACGACAGUCACUGACCAGACUGGCAGCUCAUAUAAAUGAGUAUGACUGCUUCCAAGUUGAAUUGUCUAAGAACUAUGGCAUAGCUGAGUGGAGAGAAGAUCUGAAGACCACCAUGAUGAAGGCCGGGCUGGAGAACAAGCCCAUGGUGUUCUUGUUCAGUGACACUCAGAUCAAAGCUGAGUCGUUCCUUGAGGACUUGAACAAUAUUCUGAAUGCUGGUGAUGUGCCGAAUAUUUAUGCGUUUGAUGAUCUGGAAAGUAUUUACACUUCAAUGAAGCCCAUUUGUCAGGAUAUGGGAUUACAACCUACCAAAACAAAUCUGUUCUCAUUGUAUACAAAGAAUGUCCGCAGCAACCUGCACACUGUCAUAACUAUGAGCCCCCUCGGAGAGAUUUUCCGAGCCCGUUUGAGACAGUUCCCGGCCCUGGUCAACUGUUGUACCAUUGACUGGUUCUCGGAAUGGCCACCAGAUGCUCUAAGGUCCGUGGCUCUGAGGUUCCUUAUGGACAUUCCAGAACUGGACACAACAGACCAAAUAAUGGAAGGCCUGGUUGUGAUGUGCCAGGAAAUUCAAAUCUCGGUAUUCAACCACUCCCAGAAAUUCCUUGCUGAACUUUCUCGUUACAAUUACGUUACCCCCACAAGUUACCUGGAAUUAUUGGGGAUCUUCUCCAAACUGGUGGGAAUGAAGAAGACGGAGCUGAACACCGCCCGUAAUCGCCUGAAGACCGGUCUGGACAAGCUACUGACCACUGCAGACGAAGUGUCCAAGCUAUCCGCCGAGCUGGAAACCAUGAAACCACUACUGGCAGAAGCUGUGAAGGAGUCGGUGGCCACGAUGGAACAAAUUUCCAAAGACACGGUGAUUGCUAAGGAGACAAUGGAGGUGGUAGAGAGAGAGGAAUCCCAGGCUACAGUGAAGGCCAAGGAGACUCAGGCUAUUGCUGACGACGCCCAACGAGACCUGAAUGAAGCUCUGCCAGCUCUUGAAGAGGCUGUAGCUAGCUUGAAGUCUUUGAACAAGAAUGAUGUGGUAGAGGUGAGAGCGAUGACCCGACCUCCAGCUGGUGUUAAGAUGGUGAUAGAGGCAGUGUGUAUUAUGAGGGAGAUUAAACCAAAGAAGGUGGCUGGAGACAAGCCAGGAGAGAAAAUUAACGACUACUGGGAACCUGGAAAAGCCCUGCUGAUGGACCCGGGGAAAUUCCUGGAAAGUUUAUUCAAGUUUGACAAGGACAAUAUACCUGAUGAUGUCAUUAAGAAGAUCCAGCCUCUGAUUGACAACCCAGACUUUACUCCCCCUGCUAUUGCCAAGGUAUCCAAGGCCUGUACCUCCAUUUGCCUGUGGACCAGAGCUAUGCAUAAGUACCACUUUGUGGCUAGAGGUGUAGCCCCGAAGAGGGAGAGACUAGCCCAGGCUCAGGCGGACCUUGCCGAAACACAGGCAAUUCUCGAGGCUGCCAAAAUGAGGCUCCACGACGUGCAGGAAGGAAUUGCUACACUGCAGGCUAAGUAUGAGGACUGUGUCAGGAAGAAGGACGAGCUCGACCACAAAUGUACCGAGUGUGAACAGAGGCUAGUCAGAGCUGACAAGUUAAUUGGUGGGCUUGCGGAUGAAAAGGACAGAUGGAAGGAGUCUGUAGAGAAGUUAGAAUCGAUCAUCAACAAUUAUAUCGGGGACGUACUCGUCACAGCAGGGUACAUUGCCUACCUCGGACCCUUCACAGGGAAGUAUCGGUCUGACAUGCAGGAGGAGUGGGUCAGGAAACUGGACGAGAAUAAGGUCCCCCGAACCAGUGAGCCAACCCUAAUUGCAACAUUGUCUGACCCAGUCAAGGUCCGCAGCUGGCAGAUUGCAGGGCUUCCCAAGGACAAUCUGUCUGUAGAAAAUGGCGUCAUCGUCAAGUACUCUCGAAGAUGGCCUCUAUUCAUCGAUCCCCAGGGUCAGGCCAACAGAUGGGUCAAGAACAUGGAACGCGACGCUGGUCUAGACGUCAUUAAACUGUCAGACAAGGACUUCCUGCGAAGCUUGGAGAACGCCGUCAGAUUUGGUAAACCUUGUCUGCUGGAGAAUAUUGGAACGGAAUUGGAUCCUGCUCUGGAACCAAUUCUUCUAAAGCAGACCUUCAAACAACAAGGCAGUAUGGUGAUUAAAUUGGGUGAUGCCAUCAUUCCUUACCACGACGACUUCAAGUUUUACAUCACCACCAAACUCCCCAACCCUCACUACACACCCGAAGUCUCCACCAAGGUCACCCUGGUUAACUUCACCCUGUCUCCAAGUGGUUUGGAGGACCAGAUGUUGGGUAUCGUGGUGGCUGAGGAGCGACCAGACUUGGAGGAGGCCAAAAAUCAGCUGAUUGUCAGUAAUGCCAAGAUGAAGCAGGAGCUGAAGGAGAUUGAGGACAAAAUCCUGGAGAGACUAAGCUCCUCUGAGGGCAGCCCUGUGGAUGACCUUGACCUCAUUGCUGUUCUGGAGGCUUCCAAGAUUAAGUCGCAGGAAAUCAAGGCGAAAGUGACGGUGGCCGAGCAGACAGAACGAGACAUUGACGUGACCCGCAGUCAGUACAUUCCCGUGGCCAUCAACACCCAGAUUCUCUUCUUCUGUGUCGCCGACAUGGCAAGCAUCGACCCUAUGUACCAGUACUCCUUGGAGUGGUUCGUCACCAUCUUCCUCAGUGGCAUCGCUCAUGCCGAGAGAGCAGAGGCAAACAAUAUCAAGCAGAGAGUGAUUAACAUCAAUAACUUCUUUACAUUCGGUCUGUACUGUAAUGUUUGCCGAUCUUUGUUUGAGAAACACAAGCUUCUUUUUGCCUUCCUGUUGUGCUCCAGGAUCAAGCAACACAAUGGAGAAAUUGACAUGGAUGAAUGGCGUUUCCUGUUGGCGGGUGGUACCACUAAACCGAAGGAAAUCCCCAACCCAUGUGAGGAGUGGGUGUCGAUUCGGUCCUGGAAUGACAUCCUCACCACUGCUGCCCUGCCAAAGUUCGCCACCUUCCCCGAGGAAUUUAAGAACCAUGCUGAGGGCUUCAAGAAGAUAUUUGACAGUGCUGACCCUCAUCGGGAGGAUCUGCCCGGAAAAUGGAAUACGGAAUUAGACUCCUUCCAGAAGUUAAUCGUCCUUAAGUGUCUGCGACCGGAUAAAGUGACCAAUGCCAUGCAGGACUAUGUGGCUAAUAAUCUAGGUCAGAGGUUCAUCGAACCUCAGACUGCGGACUUGCAUCUGGUGUUCAAGGACUCCUCCCCCACCACCCCCCUCAUCUUUGUCCUGUCCCAAGGAACUGACCCGGCUAACGAUCUGUACAAGUUUGCUGAUGAGAUGAGGUUCUCCAAGAAACUGACCGCCAUCUCUCUUGGACAGGGUCAGGGACCUCGUGCUGAGGCGAUGAUGCGCAGUGCCAUGGAACGAGGAAAGUGGGUGUUCUUCCAGAACUGUCACUUGGCGCCAAGCUGGAUGCCAAGCCUGGAGAGACUGAUUGAGCAGAUUGAUCCGGAUAAGGUCCAUCGUGACUUCCGCCUGUGGCUGACCAGUAUGCCUAGCGAUAAGUUCCCGGUCUACAUCCUACAGAAUGGCUCCAAGAUGACCGUGGAACCCCCAAGGGGUCUAAAAGCCAACCUCCUGAAAUCCUACUCAGGAUUUACUGAUGACUUCCUGAACUCGUGUGGAGAUAAGACCAUGGAGUUUAAGUAUCUGCUGCUGUCCCUGUGUUUCUUCCACGGCAUUUCCAUUGAGAGGAGGAAAUUUGGAGCUCUCGGAUUUAACAUUCCAUACGAGUUCACAGACGGCGACCUUAGAAUCUGUGUCAGUCAGCUGAAAAUGUUCCUGAUGGAGUACAAGGAAAUCCCAUUCAAGGUGUUGGUGUACACAGCAGGCCACAUUAACUACGGAGGGCGUGUCACAGAUGACUGGGAUCGUCGCUGCAUGAUGAGCAUCCUCAACGACUUCUACCAACCCAAAAUUCUGGAUGAUGACUACAAAUACUCAGAAUCGGGCAUUUACAAGCAAAUCCCAUCAUCCAAUGACCAUAAUGGCUACAUGUCCUAUAUCAAGAGCCUUCCAAUCAACGACACACCAGAGAUAUUCGCCCUACACGAAAAUGCCAACAUCACGUUCGCUCAGAAUGAGACGAAUACCAUGUUAACUGCCCUGUUGUUGCUGCAGCCGAAAACAUCUUCAGGUGGUGGCAAAUCGAGAGAGGAGGUGAUGGAAGAGACAGCGAAAGGUAUUUUGGAGAAAGUCCCCAAACCUCUCCCUCUGGAUCCCAUUAAUGAGAAGUACCCUGUUAUGUACGAACAGUCUAUGAACACUGUGCUGGUACAGGAGGUCAUCAGGUACAAUCGUUUGCUGGGUACAGUCCACCAGUCCCUACAGGAUCUACUGAAGGCCCUAAAAGGUCUGGUAGUCAUGUCCCAGGAACUGGAGAACAUGGCCAACAGUCUCUUUAUCAAUGCCGUGCCCAGUAUGUGGUCAGGAAAGGCGUACCCCUCCCUGAAGCCCUUGGCAGCCUGGGUGGUGGAUCUAGGGGCACGUAUGAAAUUUAUUGUGGACUGGAUCGAUAAUGGCAUGCCAUCUGUAUACUGGAUUUCUGGGUUCUUCUUCCCACAAGCUUUCUUGACAGGAACUCUGCAGAAUUUUGCAAGGAAGAAGGUCAUAUCCAUCGAUACCAUCUCUUGGGACUUCAAGGUGUUGAGAGAAUCGCUGUCUGAACUGUCCAAACAACCUGCGGAUGGCUGUUAUAUCAGAGGUCUGUUCCUGGAGGGGGCUCGCUGGGACCCCAUCAAACAGAUGCUGGCCGAGUCCCGACCCAAAGAGCUGUAUGUGGAUGUCCCCGUCAUCUGGCUCAUCCCCACAGCCAACAGAAAGAACCCGGACAAGGGGAUCUACGAGUGCCCCGUCUACAAGACACUGACCAGAGCAGGUACAUUGUCCACCACUGGUCACUCCACAAACUUUGUGUUUGCCGUUGAGCUUCCAACCGACCAGCUUCAGAAACACUGGAUCAAGCGGGGUGUGGCCAUGCUGUGUGCCCUUAACUAUUAAUCAUAACAUAGCCCAGACAAACUGUCAGUGUAGGACCCAGACCGUGACUCUUGUGUGUAUGUUUGUGUGUGGUGUGACAUGACAUUUUGGGGAUGUAGAAUUUCAGGAUUUGGGGGGACACAUCCUGUUUUAAAGGAUCCACAUCCUUGAGGUUCUUCUGUGGUAUCUUGUCAGCUUUCCCCACAAUCAACGUUGUCCCACAGAAUCUGUGAUACAAGAGUACAACCGUACACAUUCUUGAAUUUCAAAUCAUACCGUCCAUUUCUUUAUUUAAUUGUUGGUAUUUACAGAAGAUUAUUUUUCUAUGAUACAUAUAUUUAUUGUGUGAUUUAUAAUUUUACUAUUUUUAACGAACAGUUGAAUACGAACUGUUCAGUCUGGCAUUGAUAAUGGCAUGUGUUACAUUUGAAAUAGCUUUACAAUGUAAAGAUUGUGAGUGAAUGUUGUUAGAUGACUUUAUUGUUCAAUAUAUAAGCCUAUAGUUUUCUUUACUAUAGUGUUACGUCCAAUUCUAAGCAGCUGAAAGAGAGUAUGUGGAUCAAAUGUGAACCAAAAUAUUGAUUUCUAGUACAUAAUAUAGAUACCAUAUGGUGCCUUGUAGGGCAUGGAAAUAGUCCUCUUUUCUCUGUAACCCAUGUGCUUUUAAAUCCAGAACAAUCAAUUUCUGUAACAGCUUAAUUUAAAUACCUUCUGAGCAAACAUUUUUAGAGAAUAUACAGACAGAAAUUAUUCUAUGUUUACAGCUGUUAAAUUUAUUGGUUAAUAAAAUAUUUUGUUUAAAUUUAAA
Molecule: messenger RNA, 13537 nt
Organism: Ostrea edulis (European flat oyster)
Lineage: Eukaryota; Metazoa; Mollusca; Bivalvia; Ostreida; Ostreidae
Product: dynein axonemal heavy chain 1-like
Exons: 75
Coding region: 115-12750 (4211 amino acids)
Biological process (GO): microtubule-based movement
Cellular component (GO): dynein complex
Molecular function (GO): ATP binding; dynein intermediate chain binding; minus-end-directed microtubule motor activity
Source: RefSeq, a predicted model, not a curated record